ACUCAGUUCUGGUCAAGCCCCAUGGAAAAGUAUCUGAAAAAUCAUCCUGGGUACAAGGGGCCACCGGAAUAAAGAAGUACCCCUGGACAACUCAGAGGACUGUGGACUUAGGAACUGGGAAGGUAACCCACUCCUUCCUGGUCAUUCCCGACAGCCCCUGACCCCUGCUGGGGAGGGAUUUGCUUACCAAAAUGGGGGCCCAAAUUCAUUUCCAACCGGGGGGGCCCACAGUGACUGACUUCCACAACCAACCCAUAUCUGUACUUACUGUGAGACUAGAAGAUGAAUAUAGGCUCCAUCAGGAACCCACUCCUCAGGAUCAGGGCAUCGAGCCUUGGCUUCAACGCUUCCCAGACACGUGGGCAGAAACAGGUGGUAUGGGGUUAGCAAAACAUCGCCCAGCCCUAUUUAUAGAGGUUAAGCCUGGGACGGACCCCGUCCGUGUGCGCCAAUACCCUAUGCCCACGGAAGCCAAAAAUGGCAUCACACCACACAUCUGCCAUCUCCUUGACUUCGGGGUCCUACGCACCUGCCACUCAGCAUGGAAUACCGCCCUGCUGCCCGUACGCAAACCCAAUAGCGGGGAAUACAGACCAGUGCAGGACCUGAGAGAAGUCAAUAAGCGGGUGAUGGACAUACAUCCAACCGUUCCUAACCCCUAUACUCUCCUGAGCGCCCUCAGUCCAGAAAAACAAUGGUAUACUGUUCUGGAUCUAAAAGAUGCUUUUUUCAGCCUACCACUAGCGCCUAAAAGUCAAGAGCUAUUUGCAUUCGAGUGGACAGAUCCAGACAGGGGCAUAAAUGGCCAGCUCACUUGGACCAGACUGCCACAAGGAUUCAAGAACUCUCUGACCCUGUUUGACGAGGCUCUACACAAAGAUUUAAGUGAGUACAGACAACAACACCCUAAUAUAACUCUCCUACAGUAUGUUGAUGAUCUCUUAAUAGCUGCCGAGACACCCGAAACCUGCAUCCAGGGAACCGAAGGUCUCCUGCGAACUCUGGGAACUCUAGGCUACCGCGCCUCAGCAAAGAAGGCUCAAAUCUGCAAGUCAGAGGGACUGCUGUUGAACCCCCUCAGGGUCAUCUUCACCCCCCCAACGGCCCUGAACCCAGCAUCACUGCUGCCAGACCCAGACAUGGGAACCCCACUUCAUGACUGCGCCGACAUACUGGCUCAAGUUUAUGGGGUCCGGGAAGACUUGCAGGAUCAGCCAUUAUCAGACGCAGACGCCAUCUGGUUCACCGAUGGAAGCAGCUUCGUUCACCAAGGACAAAGGUAUGCGGGGGCGGCCGUGACUUCAGAGACCGAGGUGGUGUGGGCAGAAGCUUUACCCCCCAGAACCUCGGCCCAGAAGGCUGAGCUAAUAGCCUUAACCCAGGCCCUAAAGUCAGGAAGAGACCGCAAGCUAACCGUGUACACUGAUAGCCGAUAUGCCUUCGCCACCGCUCAUGUACAUGGGGCGAUAUACAGAGAACGGGGGCUCCUCACAGCUGAAGGGAAAGACAUCAGAAAUAAAGAAGAGAUUCUAGCCCUGCUAGCAGCCUUAUGGGAACCCAAAAAGCUAGCAAUUGUACAUUGCCCAGGACACCAGAAGACAACCGACCCAAUUUCCCAGGGCAACAAUUUGGCCGAUCAGACUGCAAAAAACAUAGCUCGGCCCCCAGCGCAAUUGCUGACCCUACAGCUGCCAGACCCCGGACCCCGGGAAUUGCCCCCCAGCCCUGAGUAUUCAGAAAGCGACAUUCAAUGGAUGAGUAAACUUCCUAUGACCCAAAUCAAAGAUGGCUGGUGGAGAGACUCUAAAAGCAGCAUUAUACUCCCAGAUAAACUAGGAUGGCAAGUUCUAGAGCGGAUCCAUCGCAGUACCCACUUAGGUUCCCGGCGAAUGCUGGACUUACUGAGGCAGACUGGACUAAAAAUCAGAAAUGUCUCUGAUAAGGUCGAUCAAGUAGUCACUAAAUGUACAGUGUGCCAACUCAACAAUGCGAGCAGCAAUCCUCAGACAACAGGGGUAAGACAAAGAGGGAGCAGACCGGGACCUAUUGGGAAGUAG
This is a messenger RNA of Neofelis nebulosa (Clouded leopard), 2057 nucleotides long. RefSeq lists its product as uncharacterized. Lineage: Eukaryota; Metazoa; Chordata; Mammalia; Carnivora; Felidae. The record is from RefSeq and is a predicted model, not a curated record. Gene Ontology annotation, molecular function: nucleic acid binding; RNA-DNA hybrid ribonuclease activity. The transcript has a single exon. The coding region runs from base 192 to 2057 and encodes 621 amino acids.